Messenger RNA from Asterias rubens (European starfish), 2004 nucleotides. Its product is annotated as 2'-5'-oligoadenylate synthase 1A-like. NCBI's taxonomy places the organism in Eukaryota, Metazoa, Echinodermata, Asteroidea, Forcipulatida, Asteriidae. The transcript has 6 exons. Gene Ontology annotation, cellular component: nucleoplasm; cytosol; membrane. The record is from RefSeq and is a predicted model, not a curated record. Bases 504 to 1592 code for a protein of 362 amino acids. Gene Ontology annotation, molecular function: double-stranded RNA binding; 2'-5'-oligoadenylate synthetase activity. Gene Ontology annotation, biological process: regulation of ribonuclease activity.
CCUCAAUCCCAAAGUUGCAUGAGUGUACAAUCGCACUGUGACUGUUGCAUGGACGUCUGACUGCGUAUUUGUAAUAGGCAGCGCUGGCAGACAAAAAUACGCCGACUAAUAACGACUUGUACACAAGUCUACCACGAGUGUAAAAAUACCCGUUACACCCACACACCGAUUCAGUUGGUACACGGAAAGCUAUUGACGUUUUAGAGAAGGUCAAGGGCUCCCGUGCGCGAUUUCACAUAGGGGGAAUUCCCUUUAGCUCAUUCGGGCGCUUUUAAAUUCCUUUGCCUGGUACGCCGUAUGACAAAGCGGCAGCGAACACAAGGGACAAACCAUCGUGUUCGACGUGUUUAGGUUCACAUAGGACGACGAGUGUCUCUUAUUUGGUUCGGUAUUUUAUAAUAGUAGCUCACGCCUUUAGAAGAAAAACUAGCUGCAAUUGCUGCCGAAGGAUGUUAAAGAGAAGGGUUUCUACAGUCUCCUAAUACUUGAAUUGACAACAAAUAAUGGGCUUGAUAUGGUCGUUUUUUGUCGGGAACAAAACCUCGUCUCAGGAUGAACUUUUGUCAGUGGUUGUCCAUGGAGGUGAGCCCAACCCGGGUGAGGAGAAUGACGAGCCCUGGUGUUUGCCUCAGCAUGAACUAGAUAAAUGGUUUAGCGAGACUAUAAAACAAGGCACUGAUGCCUUCACAAGGGACUGCCGAUUCGCAAUUAAAAGUGUGGUCAAACACAUACACGAGCAUUGCUCUGAUAACAUUCUUGACUUCGAUGUUAGUAAAGUUGUGAAGGGUGGAUCGCUCGGAAAGGGCACUAUGGUAAAAUAUCUAUCGGACGUGGAUUUGGUUGCGUUUGUCAACAAACCAUACCUGAAACCCAUCGCGGAGAUUGGAAAAGAAGAGUACAAGAGAACCCUGUUAAGAAUCAUUUCUGAUAUAAAGUCAACUUUGCGAGGUGUGCCGAACGUCCAAAUCAUACGAUCCGAUAAAUACUUGUUGAAUUUCAAGAUACAUGUCGGAAGUCGAUGGAUAGACGUCGAUGUUCUUCCUACAACGGAUAACGUUCCAAAUUAUCGAAGGUCGUAUCGCUACCUCUUUCUGACUAUGCUAGACGUCGGGAAUGGAACAAGACAGCUUUAUUCUACAUCAUUCGUUCAGCACCGACGGCGGUUUGUUAAGGAUAAGCCCGACCACGUGAAGGAGUUGAUACGUCUGGUGAAGUAUUGGGCGUCUAGAUUCCUCCCUAAAAAACUCCAGAAGUCCUACCCUCUGGAGUUGAUCACCAUCUACCUGUGGGAGAAGGCACGGGAGCCCAGUGCACUGAGCAAAGCCCAGGGUUUGAGGAGCGUCUUGGAGGUUCUGACCAAGCUGGACAGGCUGCGUGUUUAUUGGAGCUACAUGGCCGGUGUCGAUUAUCAGCUCAACGAAACUAUUAUCAGGAAACUCGACAUGAGAAGCCCAAUCGUUUUGGACCCAGCAAAUCCGACGAACAACGUUUGUUACAUGUACCAUCUGGAGGACAACAUAGAGGUAUUAGCCUCAGCUGCCAAAAGAACCCUCAAGACAGACCUCCUGAAAAGCGUCACCGUGUGGCCAUAAAUGGGAGAAUAUCGCGCCCACCGAUGGUAAUAGGUUUUUGUUUUCAUUUCACUACCAUAUGCAACAAAACAGGGCAAAUUAUUAGCCUUUUUGAGAUGUGGCGGACACUAUUAUGAUUGCACUGUUUUGGUUUGGGUGUAUACAGACAAAUUCAGCGAAACGGUUGUUUGUUUGUUGGUUGGUUUUUUCCUUCUUCUUUUCAUUCAUACAAAAAUUUAUUUCAAUUUACCAUAUACAAGGCGAUAGAGUAUGGGGGUGUCAUCCGAGAGAAGGACAAGGCCUUCUGUAGUGGAGCACUCAAGAAUGCUGUCAAAUUACAAAUAAGUAGAUAAUAACAGUAAAAGGCAGUGGACACUGUUGGUAGUUACUCAAAAUAAUUAUUAGCAUAAAACCUAAUAUAGUGAUGAGUAAU